Metarhizium acridum CQMa 102 is the source of this 1017-nucleotide messenger RNA. The record is from RefSeq and is a predicted model, not a curated record. NCBI's taxonomy places the organism in Eukaryota, Fungi, Ascomycota, Sordariomycetes, Hypocreales, Clavicipitaceae.
AUGGCUCGAUGCUGCGAGCUCGAGGCCCUACUAGGCAGUGUAAGGCCCGGCCUAAAAACUGGAGAUGCAGGAAAUAGACGGGUCCAAGUUUAUGCACCUGGAGACUCGCCUCCUGAGUACGAAUGCGGGCCUUCUAGUGUUAGAAAGACUUUAACGGCCGAAACAAUCACAGAGUCCUAUAAGAGACCACUUUAUACGAUCCUAGCAGCGCAGAUCGGUGUGGAUGUAUUUAGCGGAUAUAGAUCUGAAUGGCCGCGAGCGAGGUCCAUGGCUGAGUAUGAGAACACGAUUGUGAGCGAGAGUCAUCUUAGAAGAUCCAUUUUCGCAAGGAAACAGUUCCAGUGCGAUUUCCGUGGAGCGGGCGCAAUUGACAGCCUGAGCGUUUGUCAACCAACCGUUUUGGGGGACGGAAACAAGGAGAGUAGUUUUGACUUCUCUCGUGCUUUGCGGGAGCUGGCCGCAAUCAUCAGGAAUGAAGGCAAGUCGUACUACGUCUUCGAGGCGGCCCGGAACGACAACCUCAUGAACCACUUCAAUCCAGCCAUUAUCUUAGGCUGGCUAGUUAAUAUCGACAUAUCCCCUUGCACCAGCUUACUGGCAGUUAUUACGUAUGCUGAGAAGACGGAGCCCUACUGUAAGCUUACAGACCGGGAAGGCACGCGGAUGGUGGUCUCUGUGGACUGCCGUCCGUUGGAGCAACAUGCGCGUUCGUAUCGCGUUGACGAAGAUAUUAAUGAGACCAUUAGCAACUACAUGAAGUAUCUCGAGAGAAAUAAGCAAUAUGAGGAUGUAACCUACCUCGACGUCAAGACGUGGAGGAGAUUCGCUGCCCAGGCGAAGAAGAGGGUCCUCUCUUACUUCCCUCGAUACAGGUCCACAGAGGCUUCUCCCCAGUUUAACGACUUCUGCCGUGUCAAAUUGAUGAUGUCUCAUCCACACCGCUCUCCAGAGGAGUUGUACGCAGUGGGCGGGCAGCAGUUCGAUUCCUUCGCGGCGGCGUACAAGUGUUGCAGAUGA